CAUAUUUUAACGACCGGCUGAUUUCCGAAUGAUCCAUCCAUCCAUACUAAAUUAAGACGAGUCGAGUUAAAGUAAAAUCCAGAAGCUUAAUUUAAUUUUGUAAAAAUUAAGUAAAAAUUCCAUUUUCAUAGAAUCAAAAACAUCAUUCAUUACGACGGACACGAAUGUCUUCUCCAGGAGAAUGGUACAAUUCACUCCCCCCGAUAAGUAAGGCGUAUGGAACCUUGUGCUUGGUGACCACAGCAGCAGUUACACUCCAGCUACUGCCGAUCUAUUAUAUUGCUUUGAUCCAUAAAGAAGUAUUUUAUCAUUUUCAGGUGUGGAGACUGCUUACGAACUUCCUUUUUCUUGGCCCUUUUUCUAUUAAUUUUGGGAUCCGCCUAUUAAUGAUAGCAAGAUAUGGUGUUCAAUUGGAAAAUGGCCCUUUUAAUAGGCGAACAGCUGACUUCUUAUGGAUGAUAAUAUUCGGUGCAUCAUCACUUUUGGUAUUAUCUGCAUUUCCUUUCUUUGAGUCAUACUUCCUUGGGGUGUCACUGGUUUUUAUGCUCCUGUACGUGUGGAGCAGGGAAUUUCCAAAUGCCAACAUCAGCAUAUACGGCCUCGUGCAACUAAAGGCAUUCUAUUUGCCAUGGGCGAUGCUUGGUAUGGAUGUGAUAUUUGGUUCACCGAUAGGCCCUGAUUUGUAUGGCAUCAUAGCCGGACACUUAUACUAUUUCUUGACGGUUUUGCAUCCUCUGGCUGGAGGGAAGUUUAUACUGCAAACGCCUAAGUGGGUACAUAAAAUUGUUGCGAAGUAUAGAAUUGGAGCUCCAAUAUAUACGCCAACUCAACCAAGUACGAACACAAAUGGGGUAUUUAGAGGAAGAUCAUAUCGUGUUGGUGGCUGAUAUUUUGUUACUAUUUUCACUAGAGAUCUUGAAGCUAGGGAAGAUGGGAGACACAUUUUGGAUAUCAAAUGACAUUGUAAAAGUUAAAUACGACACCGAGAGUGUGUCAAGAACUCAUAAAUAUUUUUAUUUAUAUUUAUAGGUUUGAACAUUUUGUACA
Erigeron canadensis is the source of this 1047-nucleotide messenger RNA. RefSeq names its product derlin-1-like. The record is from RefSeq and is a predicted model, not a curated record. Gene Ontology annotation, cellular component: endoplasmic reticulum membrane; Hrd1p ubiquitin ligase ERAD-L complex. The transcript has 7 exons. Gene Ontology annotation, biological process: endoplasmic reticulum unfolded protein response. Gene Ontology annotation, molecular function: misfolded protein binding; ubiquitin-specific protease binding. NCBI's taxonomy places the organism in Eukaryota, Viridiplantae, Streptophyta, Magnoliopsida, Asterales, Asteraceae. Bases 165 to 887 code for a protein of 240 amino acids.